AUGUCCCGCAGCGCGGCGGCCAGCGGCAGACCCAGAAGGCCUGAGCAGCAUCUGCCCCCAGCCCCCUGUGGGGCCCCGGGGCCCCCUGAAACCUCCAGGACGGAGUCAGACGGGGCUGGCACAAUGAACAAGUUGAGGCAGAGCCUGCGGCGGCGGAAGCCAGCCUACAUGCCCGAGGCGUCUCGCCCGCACCAGUGGCAGGCCGACGAGGACGCGGUGCGCAAGGGCACCUGCAGCUUCCCCGUCAGGUACCUGGGUCACGUGGAGGUGGAGGAGUCCAGGGGGAUGCACGUGUGUGAGGAUGCUGUGAAGAAGCUGAAGGCGAUGGGCCGGAAGUCCGUGAAGUCCGUCCUGUGGGUGUCCGCCGAUGGGCUCCGCGUGGUGGAUGACAAGACCAAGGACCUGCUGGUGGAUCAGACCAUCGAAAAGGUCUCCUUCUGUGCUCCUGACCGCAACCUGGACAAGGCUUUCUCUUACAUCUGCCGGGAUGGGACCACCCGCCGCUGGAUCUGCCACUGUUUCCUGGCACUCAAGGACUCCGGCGAGAGGCUGAGCCACGCCGUGGGCUGUGCGUUUGCUGCCUGCCUGGAGCGGAAACAGCGGCGGGAGAAGGAGUGUGGGGUCACGGCUACCUUCGAUGCCAGCCGCACCAGCUUCGCCCGCGAGGGCUCCUUCCGCCUGUCGGGGGGUGGGCGGCCCACUGACCGAGAAGCCCCGGACAAAAAGAAAGCAGAGGCGGCAGCUGCCCCCACCGCGGCUCCCGGCCCCGCCCAGCCCGGGCGCGUGUCCCCCACUCCAGCCACCACGUCCCCCGGGGAGAAGGGCGAGGCGGGCACCCCGGUGGCCGCGGGCACCACGGCGGCGGCCAUCCCCCGGCGCCACGCGCCGCUGGAGCAGCUGGUGCGCCAGGGCUCCUUCCGCGGCUUCCCGGCGCUCAGCCAGAAGAACUCGCCCUUCAAGCGGCAGCUGAGCCUGCGGCUCAACGAGCUGCCGUCCACGCUGCAGCGCCGCACCGACUUCCAGGUGAAGAGCACAGUGCCGGAGAUGGAGCCACCUGGUGCCAGCGACAGCGACAGCAUCAAUGCUCUGUGCACGCAGAUCAGCUCGUCUUUUGCCAGUGCUGGGGCACCAGCACCAGGGCCGCCGCCUGCCUCGACCGGGACGUCUGCCUGGGGCGAGCCCUCCGUGUCCCCGGCAGCCGCCUUCCAGCCCGGGCACAAGCGGACGCCUUCGGAGGCCGAGCGGUGGCUGGAGGAGGUGUCCCAGGUGGCCAAAGUGCAGCAGCAGCAGCAGCAGCAGCAAGUGUCCUCGGUGCCCGCUGUGCCCCCUCCCCUGCAGCCCUUCCCCGCCCCCGUGGGGCCCUUCGAUGCCACACCCGCCCAGGUGGCGCUGUUCCUGCCACCCCCACACAUGCAGCCCCCCUUUGUUCCCGCCUACCCAGGCCUGGGCUACCCGCCCAUGCCCCGCGUGCCCGUGGUGGGCAUCACACCCUCACAGAUGGUGGCCAACGCCUUCUGCUCAGCUGCCCAGCUCCAGCCACAGCCCACCGCCCUGCUUGGGAAAGCCGGAGCCUUCCCCCCACCUGCUGUGCCCAGUGCCCCCGGGGGCCAGGCCCCCCCACGCCCCAACGGGGCUCCCUGGCCCCCAGAGCCAGCACCCACCCCAGCCCCCGAGUUGGACCCCUUUGAGGCCCAGUGGGCUGCGUUAGAGGGCAAACCCGCUGCAGAGAAGCCUUCCAACCCCUUCUCGGGCGACCUGCAGAAGACCUUCGAGAUUGAACUGUAG
Messenger RNA from Pipistrellus nathusii (Nathusius's pipistrelle), 1785 nucleotides. The record is from the annotation of a GenBank genome assembly. NCBI's taxonomy places the organism in Eukaryota, Metazoa, Chordata, Mammalia, Chiroptera, Vespertilionidae.